AUGUCCACUCACUCAGUCCAGCCGUCUGGGCCAUUUGGAUCCUUGGAUGAGUAUCUCAAAGCUCGAGAGUCGCUUGUGAAGGCUGAAAAGGCUCAUGGAUAUGAAAGUCUGAUCCAAAGGACGACUCUGGAGACGUCGGCUGAAGAGAUUAUUCAGCGCCUUAAGGACUGGGAAGACAAAAAUGUCUACGGCAUUAAGAGUGACGGCUCCGGACACGAAGCUGGCCAUCGUUUUUUUCAUGGCUUAGAUCUUGUCCCAGAGAGCAAACUAUUCGAUGUUGCUACCAAAGCUCCUAAGGGCUGUCUUUUACAUUGCCACUAUGACUGUCUGCUGCCUCCCGAUACUGUCCUCAGCGAUGCUAGGAAUCAGCCGAAUCUCUAUAUCAAAUCAGAUGUUCCCUUAAUUUCGGAAGGACUCUUCUCUUAUGCCUUGCCCCAAUUCGACGUGUUUAGCCAAGAUAUACAGCUGACCGAAUCCACCAACUUGUUCAGCAAGACUUAUGUUGCUGGAUCUUGGAUGCGAUAUUGCGACUUUUUGAGCAUGUUCCCGGGCGGGGCAGAGAAAGCUGAAUCAUGGCUAUACAAGCGGAUGGUCUUGCAACCAGAUGACGCCUAUCAUCCUAAGCAGACAGUGAACGGUAUUUGGCAGCAAUUUAUUCGGGCAGUUACAGUCAUCCGAUCAAUGCUGGGCUAUGAGACCGCUUACAGAGAGCAAUUCCGAAGAGUGCUAUGGAAGUUUGCUCAAGAUGGUAUUAUGUACGCCGAGAUUCGAGUGGCCCUCAAUUAUGGGUUUGCCAUUAAGUCUGACGAUGGUACCCGAGAACUGAAGCAGAAGGAAGCUUUGGGGAUUUUCCAGCGGGUGUUGGCAGAAGAAGUCCCAAAAAUACACGCUGCGGGGCAUGUAUUCUACGGCGUCAAGGUUAUUUAUGCAUGCAUGCGAUCUUCGUCUAGAGAAGCUAUGCUGUGGUGUAUGGAUAACUGUAUCGAAAUGAAGCAACUGUUCCCCGACCUCAUUUGCGCAUUUGAUAUGCAAGGACAAGAAGACUCUGGACACCCGCUUUCUUACUGGGUUUCUGAUCUUAUCGCAAUGCGUGCUAAAAUUACAGCAUUGAAUCUCGAUCUUCCAUUCAUAUUCCAUGCCGGUGAGACGCUUGAUCAUGGAGGAGAAACUGAUUCCAACUUGUAUGAUGCCAUUCUUUUAGAUACCAAGCGUAUCGGGCACGGCUUCAGCAUCACCAAGCACCCGCUUCUAAUGCAAAUUUGCAAAGAAAGACAGAUUGCAAUUGAAACAUGCCCUAUAUCCAACGAAGUAUUGGGAUUAGUCCCGACAACGAAGUCCCACCACUUGCCCGUACUUCUGGCGAAUUGCGUCCCUUGCACUGUCAACAGCGAUGAUCCUGGAUCUUGGAAAGCGAGCAUGCUGUCUCACGAUUUCCACCAAGCGAUGAUGGGGAGUGAAAACAUGUCGCUCCUGGGUUGGCGGACCAUUGCCGAAUGGAGUAUUACCUAUAGUUGCGUAGAUGCAGCGACAAAGGAGAAAAUGCUCGGCGAAUACAGCAAAAUAUGGACUGAAUUCUGUCAAUGGAUUGUUGACGUAUACGGAGAAGCCUAG
Trichoderma virens Gv29-8 is the source of this 1611-nucleotide messenger RNA. RefSeq lists its product as uncharacterized. The coding region runs from base 1 to 1611 and encodes 536 amino acids. The record is from RefSeq and is a predicted model, not a curated record. The transcript has 4 exons. Gene Ontology annotation, biological process: adenosine catabolic process; inosine biosynthetic process. Gene Ontology annotation, molecular function: adenosine deaminase activity. Lineage: Eukaryota; Fungi; Ascomycota; Sordariomycetes; Hypocreales; Hypocreaceae.